AUGCGUCGCAUCCCUUGCGCCACGCUGUUCGGCGCGGAUCCCCGGGAUGAUGCCCUGCACCGGUUCGAAACGUCCUGGCUACUGCCCCCCGCCGUGCUGGCUGGCUUGCGCGGCCUCAUCGCGCUCUAUAUCUUCACCACGAUCAUCGUCAUCUGGGCGUGGUAUGGCACCCACGACGAUCGCAUCGCCAUCGGCCAGUCCUUCAGCUACUUUACCUGGCUGACCUACUGGGGCCUGGGCUUCUACCACCUUGUCGCCGCCAUCCACACGGCCUACUAUGCGCGGACGGGCCGCUCGCUGCUCGACCGUUGGCCACGCGCCUUUCGCGUGCUCCAUGGCCUACUCUAUGCCUCCAUCACCACUUUCCCGUUCCUCGUCACUAUCGUCUUUUGGGCGAUUCUGUUCAAGCCGCCCUUCUAUAAGGAGACCUUCCCCGGCUGGUCCAAUAUCUCCCAGCAUGGCCUCAACUCGCUCUACGCCCUGCUCGAAAUCAUCCUGCCGGCCACCGCGCCCCACCCCUGGCUCGCCAUCCCCGUCCUGAUCCUCAUCCUGCUGUUAUACCUGUGCGUCGCGUACAUCACCUUCCACACCGAGCACUUUUACACUUACUCGUUCCUGAACCCGGGCGAUCAUGGCCAGAAGAGCGGCCUCGUCGCCGGCUACUGUUUCGGUAUCCUCGCCGCCAUCUUGGUCAUCUUCAUCAUCUCGUGGGCCCUGAUCCGUCUGCGGGUGUUCUUGACUCAUGAUAAGAUCAAGCGCAGGGCAAGGGAUCAGUCAUAUGGACCGCCCGCCGCCCACCAGAGAGCUGAGUUUCAGGAUUCAGUGCGGGAGACGAAAGAGAUACCUGUCUAA
Penicillium macrosclerotiorum is the source of this 852-nucleotide messenger RNA. RefSeq lists its product as uncharacterized. The transcript is spliced from 2 exons. NCBI's taxonomy places the organism in Eukaryota, Fungi, Ascomycota, Eurotiomycetes, Eurotiales, Aspergillaceae. The record is from RefSeq and is a predicted model, not a curated record. Gene Ontology annotation, cellular component: membrane. The coding region runs from base 1 to 852 and encodes 283 amino acids.